This is a messenger RNA of Contarinia nasturtii (swede midge), 2173 nucleotides long. RefSeq names its product probable cytochrome P450 305a1. The transcript is spliced from 3 exons. Gene Ontology annotation, cellular component: cytoplasm; intracellular membrane-bounded organelle. Gene Ontology annotation, molecular function: iron ion binding; oxidoreductase activity, acting on paired donors, with incorporation or reduction of molecular oxygen, reduced flavin or flavoprotein as one donor, and incorporation of one atom of oxygen; heme binding. Lineage: Eukaryota; Metazoa; Arthropoda; Insecta; Diptera; Cecidomyiidae. The coding region runs from base 558 to 2045 and encodes 495 amino acids. The record is from RefSeq and is a predicted model, not a curated record. Gene Ontology annotation, biological process: xenobiotic metabolic process.
UUGAAGCGAUCGCACGCUUAUCUUGAGGCUUCCUCAAUUUAUUGUUGUUGCUUUUUUCAUGCACUGUGUGAUGACAUAAUUCAAAUACUUGCGAUACUAGUUGGAAAAUAGUUGAACAUUUUAUUGUAUUGCACUGUAAUGAUAAGAAUACAACUAAAUAUUUGAUUGCGAUAAGUUUGUUACGCAAUAUUAUUAUUUAAAUAUUCAAUUCAAUCAGGCGAACGAUUUCUAGUAUAUUCAUGAAAAAAAAUGGUGAUAGUAAUAUGCUGAAAGUGAAUUCCAUUUGCAGAAUAUAAUAAAACCGGCAAUGUGUAAAUGUAUUAAUAUUUUGAAUACUCCAUACGGCCACGUUUUUAUAUAAAAAUGAAAUUCGUUUACAUCAAAAGGUUUUCUUUUUAUGUCAAGUGAAGAAAUCAAACCGAUUGAACACAGUUUCUAAAUAUAAUCUAACGUGGGGCCACGCGUGCGUUCAGUGGAAUAGUAGUAUAUAGUACAAAUUUAUAUAGCAGUUUAAUUGAACGAUUCUUGUGAAUCAUUGAAUAUUGCUUCUUCCAUAAAUGGAAAUGUUUGCAUUUUUAUUUGCUGCCUUAAUUGUGUUAUUGUGUGCAUAUUGGCGGGUAGCUACAAAAAGACCGACACAAUAUCCGCCAGGUCCACAAUGGUUGCCAAUUAUUGGAAACACUUCACUUCUUCGCAAUGAAACCAAAAAAUAUGGUAGACAAAUUGACGUUUUUCGCGUUUGGAAGAAACUUUACAAUAGUUCGAUCAUUGGCCUUAAAUUGGGGAGAGAAUUAGUUGUUGUUGCAUUGGACUAUUCGCUUAUUCAUAAAGUGCAUACAAGUAACGAAUAUGAUGGACGGCCAGACAAUUUCUUUCUUCGCUUGCGAACGAUGGGAUCGAGAUUGGGAAUUACAUGUACAGAUGGCGAAAUUUGGUCAGAACAACGAAAUUUUGUAUCACGACAUCUUCGCAAAACAGGUUACGGUCGUAAUGCAAUGGAAGAACUAAUACAACAUGAGAUGAAAGAUUUAAUUCAAGUAAUCGAUGAAUUCAAUGAGCAGCCAGUGUGCUCGGGUAAUAUUGUGUCGAUCGGUGUGUUGAAUGUUUUAUGGACUUUUACUGCAGGUAAAAAAAUUUCGAAUAAUGAAAACUUGACACAUCUAUUGGACUUAAUGAGGCAAAGAAGUAAAGCGUUCGAUAUGUCUGGUGGAUGGUUGAAUACAAUACCAUUUUUACGAUUCAUUGCACCGGAAAGAACUUCAUUCAAUUUGAUUAAACACUUUAAUGCUGAACUCUGUAAUUUCUUUAAACCAAUCAUCGAAGAACACAAACGUGAAUUCAGCGCGGACAGAAUUGACGAGGAUUUAGUGUUUGCAUUUAUAAAUGAAAUGAAACGAAAUGAAGGUGUCCCAUCGAAUUUCACUGACACACAAUUGAUUAUGGUGAUUUUAGAUUUAUUUAUUGCCGGAUCACAGAGUACUAGCAAUACAAUUGAUUUCAUCCUAAUGUCUUUGGUUCUAAAUAAAGAUAUCCAAAAGAAAUGUCAUGAAGAAAUCGACGCUGUACUCAGUGCAGACGACAUACCAUCAUUAAAAGAUAAACCAAAAUUAAGUUAUAUUGAAGCCGUAAUUUUAGAAACUCAGCGCUAUUAUAAUAUUGUACCUGUUUCGGGACCUCGUCGGGUAUUGAACGAUACAGAGCUUGGUGGAUUUCAUUUACCAAAAAAUACCACCGUAUUGAUUGGGUUGGAAACAAUCCACAUGGAUACAGAAUAUUGGGGUGAUCCAGAUGUGUUUCGACCGGAAAGAUUUUUAGAUUUUGAUCGAAAAAUUGUAAAUACGGAACGAUUUGUGGCAUUUGGACAAGGCAGGCGAAAGUGUUUAGGAGAAGCUCUGGCUCGUGCAUCAUUAUUCAUAUUUACGGUUGGCAUUCUACAGAAAUUCUCGUUAGAAAUUCCACUAAAUGGUAAACUGCCCGAAAAACGAACUCAAGCAGGUCUUCUAACAACACCAACACCAUAUAAAAUAGUAUUUAAACAUCGCUAAAAAUGUCAUUCUAUUCGUUUUCAAAGCUGUUACAAUAUAUGUAUCUGUAUUGUAUAUACAUAUAAGAUUUAAUCCGCUGAAAUCUAAUAAAACCAAUAAUUUAAUUAUCUAUCACAUUUGAAACCAAA